AUGCUGAAAGGAGCUGUGCCGAGGAGCUUACGAGCCUCCUCACAGCAGUUACCACCUCUUCGCAGAAGGCAUGCCAUCGGUAGCACAGCUCUAUUUUCUAGCACUGCUCGCCAACAUGGCUACGAAGAUACCAUCAGCAACCUCAAAAUCGGUAAACAUACCAGGGUGCUUUACCAGGGUUUUACCGGCAGGCAGGCCACCAUGAACGCCAAGGAAUCUCUCGAAUACGGCACCAAUAUAGUUGGAGGUGUCAAACCCGGCGUCACUGGCGAGCAUCUUGGUCUGCCUGUUUUGCCAACCGUUCGCGAAGCCGUGGAGAAGCUAAAGCCCGAUGCCAGUGCUAUAUACGUUCCUGGAAGUGGCACGGUGACGGCCAUGGAGGAGGCCAUCGAGAACGAGAUACCGCUUAUUGUGGCUGUGGCAGAGCAUAUACCCCUACACGACAUCAUGAGAAUACACCAGAUGUUACGAACUCAGUCCAAAACUCGACUGGUUGGCGCCAACUGCCCCGGCAUUAUAAGCACCCACGGCCGCUGCCGCCUCGGCUUCCAACCUCUGCCCUUCUUCCAAGAGGGCAACAUUGGCAUUGUCGCGAAGUCUGGCACCUUGAGCUACGAGGCAGUGGCAUCUACGACACGAGCAGGGCUUGGUCAGACGUACGGCAUCAGCAUGGGGGGCGAUGUUUUUGCAGGCACGAAUUUUGUCGAGGCAUUCCAAGUCCUUGUUGAGGAUCCCAAUACAGAAGGCAUUAUUAUGAUCGGCGAGCAUGGUGGGCGUGCCGAGCUGGAUGCUGCUGAGUGGGUGAAGGACUAUCGGAAGCGAACUCAGAACCCGAAGCCUUUCAUUGCCUGUAUUGGCGGCGUCGAGGCACCUCCCGGUCGUAUCAUGGGUCACGCUGGGGCAUGGUCGGCGCCUGGCGAAGCUGUGGCUCGUGAAAAGAUUGCUCUGCUCGAGAAGGCAGAUAUUGAAGUAGUUGACCACCCAGAGAAACUCGGUGAACGCAUGAAGGCCCUCCUCCGAAAGAGAGGCGAGUCAAAGAAUGCUAAUCGCCUCGGCGAGCAACAAAAGCGUGGCUUCCAUACCAUGCGUCAGCGGCCAAAAACUACUACAAAUCAUUCUGUCCAACAUGAGCAGCGGAGAAGCCUGUAUCUCAAGCAAUCGGAUGCAUUUAAUAUGCUCAAACAGCGAGGGAUAGAGAUCAAGGACCACGGCAAUGGCGAUUCGACAAAGAUGGUCGCCAUCUCAAUCGAUAGGUCCGAACGCCAGCCGUGUAUUGUUGCGUCUCCUGUGACUGACCCUGAUUCGAUCUUCUCUAACACCAAACGCUUUCCCUUCGCUUACGGCUCGAACGACGCGGUUUCCGAUGACAUGAUCAAUAAGGUGGCCAGCCAUAUGCAUGUGCACGGCGAGGGAAAGAAGGCUUUGAGGAAGCUGCUGACCAACCUGGUUGACCUUUAUAUGAGCAAAGAGGCUUUCGUGAUCCGGACUGAGAUCGCGUUCAAUGACAGCACCGGGGAUGUUUAUGUCACAAGAGCUAAGCUGGGCUUCGACGAUGCGGCGUACCGAAGCACGGGACGGCAGAAGGACGUUCACGCUCUGCGAGAGAUCGAUAAAGAGGAGCCAGGCGAGGUUGCCGCCGAAAAGGAAGGUAUGGUCUACGUCAAGCUGGACGGUGAGGGAACCCUAGGCACUAUUGUCAAUGGCGCCGGUCUCGCUAUGAAUACCGUGGACAACAUCGUCGCGCGUGGGGGUCACCCCGCCAACUUCCUUGACACUGGCGGGAAGGCGACCUCUGAGACAAUAAAGGCAAGCUUCAAGAUCGUGACUUCUGAUCCCAGAGUAAAGGCCAUCUUUGUCAACAUCUUCGGGGGUCUUACUCUUGGCGACAUGAUAGCGAAUGGGAUUCUUCUCGCGUUCAAGGACCUCGACCUUAAGGUCCCCGUGGUGGUCAGAAUACGCGGUACGAACGAGGCGGAAGGACAGAGGCUGAUUCGUGAGAGUGGCUUGAAGCUUGAUGCAUUCGACUCCUUCGAUGAGGCCGCUGCGCGGGCUAUCUCCCUUGCCAAUGGGACCGCAACCAUGGAGAGCUGA
Molecule: messenger RNA, 2091 nt
Organism: Cyphellophora europaea CBS 101466
Lineage: Eukaryota; Fungi; Ascomycota; Eurotiomycetes; Chaetothyriales; Cyphellophoraceae
Exons: 2
Coding region: 1-2091 (696 amino acids)
Biological process (GO): tricarboxylic acid cycle
Cellular component (GO): mitochondrion; succinate-CoA ligase complex (ADP-forming)
Molecular function (GO): succinate-CoA ligase (ADP-forming) activity; succinate-CoA ligase (GDP-forming) activity
Source: RefSeq, a predicted model, not a curated record